Molecule: messenger RNA, 1353 nt
Organism: Aplysia californica (California sea hare)
Lineage: Eukaryota; Metazoa; Mollusca; Gastropoda; Aplysiida; Aplysiidae
Product: solute carrier organic anion transporter family member 1A2-like
Exons: 3
Coding region: 812-1285 (157 amino acids)
Biological process (GO): transmembrane transport; sodium-independent organic anion transport
Cellular component (GO): membrane
Source: RefSeq, a predicted model, not a curated record
UGUGUGUGCGCGUGCAUGUGUGUUGACGGUAAGCUGAUCAUAAUGCUAGACCCCUCCCUCCCAAAUAAAAAUAAGAUACAACAUUUGUUCUUGGAAUAAUUUAAUUUCUGUCAACUACGAGGGACGUCCAGAAAGUAAACACCGUCUUAAAUUAAUCAUAAAAGAAAUAAUUGUCCCAAUCAAAACGAUUUAUUUUUGAAUACCUCAUAUAUAUGACUACUUCUUCACGUAGUCACCUGAACUGUUGUGGCAUUUUUCGUAGCAUGGGACGAGCUUCUGAAUGCCCUCAUCGUAGAAAGCUGCCGCCUGCGAUGUUAGCCAAUGUCGAGUCUCUCCUGUGAGAUCAGCGUCUGAGUCGAAGUCCUGCCUGGCCAAAAACUUUUUCAAAUGCAGGAACAGAUGAAAGUCACUCGGAACCAAUCUGGGCUGUACGAUGGGUGCUUCAACUGUUCCCAUCCGAAGGAGACGAUCAGGUUUUGGGUCUGUGCAGACUUGUGAGCAGUUGCAUUGUCGUGAAGCAGAACAACGCCGUCGCUAAGCAUUCCGCGUCUUGUGUUUUGAAUCGCUCUUUGCAGUUCUUUAAGUGUGUUGCAGUACACAUCAGAGUUAAUAUUUAUUAUUGUCAUCCCAUUUCCUAAACAUUCUACUAAAAGAACUCCUUGCCUGUCCCAAAACACUGUAAUUACUGUAGCAACAAAGACAACGAUGUUUCUUAACCCUUUCCCUUCCCCUUCCAGCCAUCUCCACGGCCGUUGCCUCGUUUGGGGGCACCAUCAUCGGAGGUUUCAUCUCCUCGCGAGUCAAGAAACGCAUGGGUUACGUGUGGAUUAUCUUCGUGACCUACAUGUUUGGUGUUCUUAUGGCUCCCUGCUACCUCAUCUUUGGCUGCGAGAACCAGAAAGUGGUCGGGCUAGAGGGCGACUUUGGCCUCCCGUACAACAGCAGCGCCUCCUGUGAGUGCCCGUCAGACGCCACGCCCCUCGUGUCGUGUGGUGAGGACGGCCUACAGUACCUCAGCCCGUGCUACGCCGGCUGUUCCGUGGAGGACGGCAAGCUGUUCAGGAACUGUAGUCAGCUGUUGGCGCCACAUACAGGUGGGAUGGUCACCCCGGGUGUGUGUGACGCCGGUUGUGACCAGAACUUCCUCAUCUACGUCGUACUUCACGGCGCUCAGAACCUCAUAGAGAACCUGUCCAACAUACCCAGGUCUUUGCUCAUCCUCAGGUACAUUCUUGAAUUUAUUUUUUUUAAGUUUCUUUUUCGGUUUUCUAAUGUUAUGUAUUAAUUUAGUUUGAUUACAUUUUUUUUGUUUUUCUGUCUUUCUUCCAUUCCUUUUUUUCUCGUUUGUACUUU